AUGUCGGGGAAGUACGUACGGUACCUCUUGUUUGCGGUGCUGGGCAUUGCGAUCCUACACUUCAUUGCCUCUUCCUCAAUGCCUCGUCCCACGAUACCGGCUUCAAUUACAAAAACAGAUCCCCCGAAACAAGCUGACAGCCGGCCCUCUCCUCCUUCGAGUCCGCCCGAUGGCGAGCUCAAAAUCCAAACUGUUCCCUCGUCUGAACCGACGAAAGUAGCGUUGCCGCCCAAUCCUAGCAGCCCUCCCGCGCCAGUCUCCGAGGACAAGGGGGAUGAGCAGCCCAAGCAAUCAGCCCCAAAGACAGAGCGCGUAAAUGCAACUUUCGUUUCGCUAGUGAGGGAUUCCGACCUUUGGGAAAUGGUUAAAUCGAUUCGACAAGUGGAGGAUCGGUUCAAUCGAAAUUACAAUUAUGACUGGGUAUUUCUGAAUGACGGUGAAUUUAGUGAGCAAUUCAAGAACGUCACAUCCUCCUUGGUUUCGGGCAAGACCCAUUAUGGCAAAAUCCCAUAUGAACACUGGUCCUUCCCCGAGUGGAUCGACGAAAACAAGGCCGCUCAGACACGUAAAGAGAUGGAAGAGAAAAAGAUCAUCUACGGCGGCUCUAUCAGUUACAGACACAUGUGCCGCUACGAGUCUGGCUUCUUUUUCAGACAUGACCUCAUGAUGAAUUACGACUACUACUGGCGUGUAGAGCCCAGUGUCAAGUAUUUCUGCGAUAUCGGUUUCGAUGCGUUCAAAUUUAUGAAGGACAACAAAAAGAAAUACAGCUUUGUGCUCAGCUUGCAUGAGUACCGAGAAACUGUUGCCACUCUUUGGGAUAGCGUCAAGAAGUUCAUGGAAAAGCACCCAGAACAUAUUGUCGAGGGCAAUAACUUGGAAUUCGUGUCCGAAGAUGGCGGCAGAACGUACAAUAUGUGCCAUUUCUGGUCAAAUUUUGAAAUCGGUGACCUGAACUGGCUGCGCUCGAAGGCGUAUCUGGAUUACUUCGAGGUUCUUGACAAGGACGGAGGCUUUUUCUACGAAAGAUGGGGCGACGCACCGGUCCAUUCCAUCGCGGCAUCGAUCUUGUUAAAGAAGGAGGAGGUGCAUUUCUUUGAUGAAAUUGGUUAUUAUCACGUCCCUUUCACCCAUUGCCCCACGGGCCAAGGUCGAAGAUCGGAAUGGAAGUGUGGUUGUAACCCUGGAGAUAACUUUGACUGGAAAGGCCACUCAUGUAAGGCUGGCUUUAAAUUGCCUGACUUUGCCAUGCAACUAAUUUAA
Uncinocarpus reesii 1704 is the source of this 1263-nucleotide messenger RNA. RefSeq names its product alpha-1,2 mannosyltransferase KTR1. Lineage: Eukaryota; Fungi; Ascomycota; Eurotiomycetes; Onygenales; Onygenaceae. Gene Ontology annotation, biological process: cell wall mannoprotein biosynthetic process; protein O-linked glycosylation; protein N-linked glycosylation. Gene Ontology annotation, molecular function: alpha-1,2-mannosyltransferase activity. The record is from RefSeq and is a predicted model, not a curated record. Bases 1 to 1263 code for a protein of 420 amino acids. The transcript is spliced from 3 exons. Gene Ontology annotation, cellular component: Golgi apparatus; membrane.